AUGCUACUUUUCCUCGUCCGCCACGGCGAAACAGUCGAUAAUGUCGCGGGCAUCUACGCAGGAACCCGCGACUCCCCGCUCACAUCCCAUGGGGUACUCCAAGCUCGCCGCCUAGGCGCGCACCUCGCCUCCCGCGGGGUCAGGCACAUCUUCUCAUCGGACCUUCGCCGGGCGGUGGAGACGGCCCAGGCCAUUGUCGACGCCGUCAUCCAGGUCCAGACUACCAGAAGAAGCGCAGUCACCGCUGCACCUUCGCCCGUGACCGCUCUCGUCCAGCUGCCCGAUUUGCGCGAGCGCGACUUUGGCGGGGCGGAGGGCAAGAAAUUUGGCACCGUGUCGUCGCUUGCGGACGGGGAUGUCGCUGCUGAAACGCGGCCGCAGAUGCGCAUGAGGGCUGAACGGUUUGUUACUGGCUGGCUUGAGCCGCUGUUUUUGAAUCUGGAUCGGAAUCCUGGCGGACAACAGGAGGGAUCGUGCUGCGUCGUGGUCGUGGCGCAUGGCAUGAUCCUGGGAGAGUUGCUUGCUGCGUUGCUGGCUAGGUUUGCUCCCGGGGAAGUACACAAGUUGGGCGGGAGGCCGGUGUUAUGGAGUAAUACCGGCUAUGCCGAGCUGGUUGUUAGGGUUGAUGACCAGCCGAUGGCCCCUACCACGGCUGUGCCAGGGCUGGGUAAUGGUCCCGGAGAGGUUGAGUCGGAGGGGAUGGCUGCGGCUGAUGUGGCUUCUGGUGAUAAGAAGGAGCGGCAGCCGCGUGUCAGCCUUUCCCUAGUGGCUGUCAACGUGCUGAAGCACCUCGAGGGCUUGAAAAAGACUCGGGGCGGCAUUGGCAGUGCCCGGUUCGACAAGCGGCAGAGAACCAUGGACUCGUUCUUCGCGUCGGCUGCGAAAAAGCAGCGGGUCGAUCUUGAAGGAGGCGUUGGGGAUACUUGA
This is a messenger RNA of Canariomyces notabilis, 927 nucleotides long. RefSeq names its product phosphoglycerate mutase-like protein. The transcript is spliced from 3 exons. Gene Ontology annotation, cellular component: cytosol. Gene Ontology annotation, molecular function: fructose-2,6-bisphosphate 2-phosphatase activity. Lineage: Eukaryota; Fungi; Ascomycota; Sordariomycetes; Sordariales; Chaetomiaceae. The record is from RefSeq and is a predicted model, not a curated record. Gene Ontology annotation, biological process: regulation of pentose-phosphate shunt; negative regulation of glycolytic process. Bases 1 to 927 code for a protein of 308 amino acids.